Cylicostephanus goldi is the source of this 477-nucleotide messenger RNA. The record is from the annotation of a GenBank genome assembly. NCBI's taxonomy places the organism in Eukaryota, Metazoa, Nematoda, Chromadorea, Rhabditida, Strongylidae.
UUUCCUCAGGUCUCGUUCUUGGAUUCUGCUGCCAAUAUUCGUCUCCUCCAAAAACGUCUAUCAGCAGUGAUGGGGAAACCGAUACCGCUCGAACACGUAAUCAAUUAUAAAAUGUUUUUAACAAACAAAAUAAAUGGAACUCAAGGGCUAAACCUGUUCUUUAGGGAGGCCGGUCCACUUGUUGAGAAGUUCACCACCCUGCUUUAUUCGUUUUCGAAGAUGAGGAUAACUACGGAGGCGUAUGUUUGUAUCAAGGCAAUCACGCUCUUCCACUACAAUAGGAACCCAGACUGGAGUGGCAACCAUUUGGACAAACCGCAAUUUCUGCAGAAGGUUACGCUUAUUCAAGAUCAGCUGCCUAUGCUUCACAAUGCUUCAUCGGUUCUCCUGCACUCGAAAAUGUUCUACGUUCCAUUUUUGAUUUGCAAAAAUCCACAUCGAUUCGCAGGACAGGAUGAGCAUAUGAUGUCAGCUUGA